GCCUGCAACAGGGGCUGGUCUCGUCUUCUACUGAUGACAAUGGACUCCGAUCCGUCCUCUUCGCUGGUCCGUCUCAACAUCGGGGGCGAGAAGUUUUGGACGACAGUUGAUACAUUAACUCGAAGGGAACCUGAUUCCAUGCUUGCUGCUAUGUUCAGCGGCCGUCACGCUGUCUGCCAGAACUCUGAAAAGGGAUAUGUCUUUGUUGAUAGGGAUGGUAAACAUUUCCGGCAUAUUCUAAAUUGGUUGAGGGAUGGUGUUAUUCCCACCUUGAAAGACAAUGAAUAUUCAGAGCUUCUAAGGGAGGCAGAAUACUAUCAGCUACUUGGACUGAUAGACAGAAUAAAUGAUGUUUUGGAUAAGAGGAAAGAGAAUGAGGGGUUAGAUACUGAAUUGACACGCAUUGAUAUCAUCAAGUGCAUACAAUCGGAAAGAGUUAGGUUUCGAGGAGUAAACCUUUCAGGCCUUGAUCUUUCUAAGCUGGAUCUUUCUUAUGUGGACUUCAGUUAUGCCUGCCUCAAACGUGUAUUCUUCUCCCGUGCAAACCUUCAAUGUGCAAAGUUUCGGGAUGUUGAUGCCGAGAGUUCAAUUUUUCACAAUGCAACUCUGCGCGAAUGUGAAUUCACAGGCGCAAAUCUUCGUGGAUGUUUGUUAGCUGGAGCUAAUCUUCAAAGUGCAAACUUACAAGAUUCUUGUUUAAUAGAUUGUAGCUUCUGUGGGGCUGACUUGCGUUCUGCUCACCUACAGAGCGCAGAUCUCACUAAUGCCAACUUGGAGGGAGCUAAUCUGGAAGGAGCCAACUUAAAGGGUGCAAAGUUGAGUAAUGCCAAUUUGAAGCGUGCAAACCUUCAACGAGCUUAUCUACGGCACGUCAAUCUCCGUGAAACUCAUUUGGAAGGUGCAAAGCUUGAUGGUGCCAAUCUGCUGGGAGCGAUAAGAUGACGAUAAUGUGACACAGCAUACUGAUCCGGUGUUUAUUCUUCCCCACGGAUAAUUUGUCUGUGUUUUAGACAAUACUUUUCACUCGCUUUGAGAAACUAAUAUGUGAAAUGAUGAUGUAUGUACAGCUGAAGUUAAUGGUGGAUUGGAAAUGAUAAAUGGUAGUGUGGGUUGUGAAUGA
Messenger RNA from Diospyros lotus (date-plum), 1120 nucleotides. Its product is annotated as FH protein interacting protein FIP2. The record is from RefSeq and is a predicted model, not a curated record. The transcript is spliced from 11 exons. NCBI's taxonomy places the organism in Eukaryota, Viridiplantae, Streptophyta, Magnoliopsida, Ericales, Ebenaceae. Bases 34 to 942 code for a protein of 302 amino acids. Gene Ontology annotation, biological process: protein homooligomerization. Gene Ontology annotation, molecular function: protein binding.